ACAGAGCAGCAGCGUUUUCCUUCGACAACCAACAAGCACACUGAUUGAAGAUUCGCAUCACUUCUAAGAUAGAAGAAUUCUAGCACAUCUACUACAUACAGCAUUCCUGUUACUAGAAGUGAAGUAGCACAUCAAGUUUUCAUUCGCCAAACCUCUUUCUAAAAUCCUUUAUCUUUAAAGCCUUGUCUUCAGUUGUACAUUUUCAACGCCAACGAUAAUUUUUUCGAACCGAGAAAAAAUGACGCGGCCGCCACAAAACGAGACCGCAAAGAUUCCGAAACUGGGCAACUACGAGCCUUCCUCUGCAGCCUCAGCCUCGGAUUCCUAUCGUUAUGCAGCAGAUGACGAAAAGGAAAAAGCUGCGCUUUUGGAGACGCCGAAGCAACCGGAGUCGAUUCUGGGGUCCGAGAACAUCGGUGACUAUGCUUCGAAAAAGAUGAUGGUAUUGAUUGUGUUUACCGCAGUGUUGAGCAGUUUUAACAUGGGUUUGCUCAUUUCCGGGGCUCAAACCGCGAUCGAGUUCAUUCACCUGGCCUUCGAAACGUGCGGAAGGGACGCGAGUGGAAGUCGGAUCGUGCAAUGCGACGACGACAAUGAACUGCUG
Molecule: messenger RNA, 604 nt
Organism: Amoebophrya sp. A120
Lineage: Eukaryota; Dinophyceae; Syndiniales; Amoebophryaceae
Source: the annotation of a GenBank genome assembly